Myotis brandtii (Brandt's bat) is the source of this 1671-nucleotide messenger RNA. It is a transcript of the gene SEC22A, whose product is annotated as SEC22 homolog A, vesicle trafficking protein. Lineage: Eukaryota; Metazoa; Chordata; Mammalia; Chiroptera; Vespertilionidae. Gene Ontology annotation, biological process: endoplasmic reticulum to Golgi vesicle-mediated transport. The coding region runs from base 289 to 1212 and encodes 307 amino acids. The transcript has 7 exons. The record is from RefSeq and is a predicted model, not a curated record.
CUUCGUUUCUUCGCUCUCGGGGUCGCUCAAACCCCUGGCCGGCUGCUCCCCUCCAUUUCCCCGCCUCCCCGCACGGCCCUGGCCCUUGCCUGCGUAUCUACAGACCAAUUCCAGGGCAGGAACCCAGCCCGUGCCGUGGGGGCGGGAGCCGGUGUGGUUGGAACCACGGAGCACGGGAGGAGCGGGAUUGCGGGGACUCCGUCCCCUUCGACUUGCGGGGUCUUUGGUGCCGCGUGGGCGGCGGUUGCCCCCGGGCUGACCUUCCGUGGGUCUUCUCUGUCGCUUGAAAUGUCUAUGAUUUUAUCUGCCUCAGUUAUUCGUGUUAGAGAUGGACUGCCGCUUUCUGCUUCUACUGACAAUGAACAAGGCACAGGCGUGCAGGAGUGCAGAAAGUACUUUAAAAUGCUCUCAAGGAAACUUGCUCAGCUUCCCGAUAGAAGUACACUGAAAACUGGUCAUUAUAACAUUAAUUUUAUUAGCUCUCUGGGAGUGAGCUACAUGAUGUUGUGCACUGAAAAUUACCCAAAUGUUCUGGCCUUCUCUUUCCUGGAUGAGCUUCAGAAGGAAUUCAUUACUACUUAUAACAUGUCGAAGACCAACACUGCUGUCAGGCCAUACUGUUUCAUUGAAUUUGAUAACUUCAUUCAGAGGACCAAGCAGCGAUAUAAUAAUCCGAGGUCUCUUUCAACAAAGAUAAAUCUAUCUGACAUGCAGACGGAAAUCAAGCUGAGACCCCCUUAUCAAAUUUCCAUGUGCGAACUGGGGUCAGCCAAUGGAGUCACAUCUGCAUUUUCUAUUGACUAUAAAGGUGCUGGUAAGAUUUCUUCUGCUCACCAGCGAUUGGAACCAGCAACUCUGUCAGGGAUUGUGGCAUUUAUCCUUAGUCUUUUAUGUGGAGCUCUGAAUUUAAUUCGAGGCUUUCAUGCCAUAGAAAGUCUUCUGCAGAGUGAUGGUGAAGAUUUUAAUUACAUCAUUGCAUUUUUUCUUGGAACAGCAGCCUGCCUUUACCAGUGCUAUUUACUUGUCUACUACACUGGCUGGCGGAAUGUCAAAUCUUUUUUGACUUUUGGCUUAAUCUGUCUAUGCAACAUGUAUCUCUAUGAACUUCGAAAUCUCUGGCAGCUUUUCUUUCACGUGACUGUGGGAGCGUUUGUGACACUACAGAUCUGGCUAAGGCAAGCCCAGGGUAAGGCUCCGGAUUAUGAUGUCUGACACCAUCCUUCAAACGUAUUGCCUGGGCUUCCGGGGAAAAAGGAGGGAGCAUGUCUUAACUGCCACUGUGAUGAGGAAGCUGUUCACCACAAACGAGAAGCUCUGCUUUCUUUCUCUCCAACUGUCCUUUUUGUUUAAGUCAACAUGGCAGGCCUGUGAGCAUGCGGUACCCUCGAAUGCAAACUCCUCUCAGAAGGAAGUUGGCCCUGAGAUUAUAGUCGAGGAGGAGGAGACCUCUCUGCAGAGCCCUUCCGGUGGAAGAGCCGUCAGCGCCAUUGGCACCCUGGCCAGCAGACCUGAAUCCCUGCUGAAGAGUUCAAUCAAAUAUAUCUUGAUCUUCGGAGGACCAAGCAGGAACUCUCCCAUCGGGGUUUGCCUUUGUGAGGCAUUAGUACAGGCCAAAUAAAAAGAUCCGCAGUGAAUUGAAAAUUUGUUUCAAACAAAUGACUUACUGAAUAU